Raphanus sativus (radish) is the source of this 1784-nucleotide messenger RNA. RefSeq names its product B3 domain-containing protein REM17. The record is from RefSeq and is a predicted model, not a curated record. The coding region runs from base 43 to 1665 and encodes 540 amino acids. Gene Ontology annotation, molecular function: DNA binding. The transcript is spliced from 6 exons. Lineage: Eukaryota; Viridiplantae; Streptophyta; Magnoliopsida; Brassicales; Brassicaceae.
AACAUUUCUUGUGAGGUUUUCUCUUGAGGUGUUACAACAUUAAUGGCUUAUGAUCACUCUCUUCACUCUCCGAACAAUCCACAUUUCUUUCGGCCUCUCCUACCGGGCUUCCACACUCAUCUCAGCAUUCCUGUAGCUUUCUUCUUGAAGCACGUCCAAGGAAGUAACGACCACAUCAAGACUGCGAAACUGAGAACAGAUGCGUCUGCUAAAACUUGGUUAGUGAAGAUAAGCGGCUUGAAACUCACAGAUGGAUGGGAAGAUUUUGCAGUAAGGCAUGAGCUCCGGAUUGGUGACAUCAUCAUUUUCAGACAUGAAGGAGAGAUGGUGUUUCAUGUCACAGCUUUCGGACCAAGUUUCUGUGACAUUCAAUAUACUUCAGCAUCAUCUCAAAACAUCAAUGAUGAUAUUGAUGAUCAGACCAACAAUACUGGUAAACGAAACAGUUCAGGAGAUAAGAGAAAGAGAGUGAAGAAGACUCCAAGAACAAAAGGAGAUUCUUCAUCUGAUCAUUCUCAUUUUGUGGCACAUGUCUCACCCUCAAGUCUAAUUUCUGAUCGACUGUAUAUACCAACCGGUUUUGCUAGGUCAAACGGUCUGGACAACAUGAACGGCAAAGAGAUCGUUCUUCUUAACGAGGAAGGAAGGUCAUGGAACUUGAAUAUGACAUACAAGGAAGCAGGUCCGCAGACUUAUGUCAGACCUGGCUGGAGGAAAUUCUGUGCUGAGAAUGGGAUGAAAAAAGGUCAUCACUAUACAUUCAAACUGGUCGGAAAAUCUGCACCACCAGUCCUUCGUUUGUCCCGUGCAGAACAUGAUCCAAAACCACCUCCAGAAUCUCCAUUAGACCACUCUUAUUAUGCUGGAUCUGUCUCUUCUAAUAGCCUAAGAAUUAAUAAACUGUAUCUUCAAAGGGAGUUUGUGACUUCAAAUGGUCUGGACAGAGGAUGCAGUGAGAUAACGGUAAAGAAUGAGUGGGGAGGAAGCUGGAUUUUACCGCUGAGACGGUACGAAUCACACAACCAUACUUAUCUGGGACCAGGCUGGAAAACUUUCUGCCAAGUCAACGGGAUGAAAGCUGGAGAUUCCUUUAUGUUUAAGGUGGUUGAAACCGGCGACAAGCCUGUUCUCUUGUUGUGCACUUCUAACCGUGGGGAAACACUAUUAGAGAUUCCAGAAGAGAGUGAUGAUGUACAUUCCCUCUCUUCAGAUACUAGCAGCGGAGAUGAUAGUAGUGAAGAAUCCCAAGAAAGUGAAGAGGAGAGUCUUGAAGACGAUAGCAGGUCAAAGGAAAGUUUUGAGAUGGAGAAAAGGAAGAGUAGCUUCAGAUGCAUAUGUUCAUCUCCAUAUAGUAAACAGCGUUUUGUGAGGUUAACUCUUACACAUAACGCUCUUACAACCUAUGUACUGUACCUUCCGUUGGCUUUCACGCGGGCGAAUGGCAUCAACAAGCCAAGAAAGAUAAUGCUGUUAGGUAAAGAUGGAGUGAAGAAACAGGAGGUGGAUCUUUUGAAGAACAAAUCAACUGGAAUAAUGCGAAUUGGAAAAGGAUGGAGAGAGUUCUGUGACGCUCAUGGUGUAAAGGUAGGAGAGUCCUUUCUUUUGGAACUCAUUUGGGAGGAUAAAGAAGCAAUUCCAGUGCUUAAGUUCUGCACCAAACUCUGAGACUUUUAUGACCAGAGGAAGAAGAUUCCUGUGGUACAAUAUGUUCUUACUCUCUGUCAAGUUUCUUUAAGUUGCAGCAGCUUGUUGACUGCAUAUUAUUCUCUUGUUGCUUCUGGCUA